GUGCAGUUCGGGAUGGUGGAAAUACUUUGUAGACUGGCGGUUGGUGCGAAGUAGCGUCCAUCUUGACAAAUCGGACAGUGGAGAUGAAUCUCCAUCUCUACCUUGUGUGCUCAUUCCCAUUAGCUGUGUACCUUAUUCCUCUACCUCCUCUUAUAAAUUCAAAGUAGGUCAUGCAGCAUUUGGAAGACAACUCCAAACGACUUGAACUGAGAAUCCCAUCACCCGUGAUCCAAAGCGCCGACUUCUACCAACUUCACAAUCAUGACCCGUCACGUCCUCAUCCUGGGAGGCCACGGCAAAGUCUCCCAGCUCAUCACCCCCAUCCUCCUCCGCAACUCCUGGACCGUCACGUCGGUGAUCCGCAGCGCCGACCAAGUCCCGACCAUCGAGAAGCUGAGCGCGGGAGUCUCGGCCGGCAAGCUCAACGUGCUGGUGCGCAGCAUAGAAGACGUAAAAGAGCAGGCGCAGGCGCAGGCCGUGCUGGAUGAAAUCAAGCCCGACACUGUAUUCUGGAGCGCCGGGGCUGGCGGGAAGGGGAAUCCAGAGAGGACAUUCGCAAUCGACCGUGACGCAGCAGUCCACUUCAUCCGAGCAGCGGCCGCCACGCCGUCCAUCCACCAGUUCAUCCUCGUCUCGUACCUCGCUUCCCGCCGCCAGCGCGCCCCCUGGUGGGACGACAAGACCUGGGCCGACGCCGAGAAGAUGAACACCAUGCUGGCGCGCUACUUCGCCGCCAAGGUCGUCGCCGACGAGGAGCUCAUCCGCCAGGGGGCCCGGCGCGACGACUUUGCGGCCAUCAGCGUGCGGCCGGGCGUGUUGACCGACGAGCCUGCCGGGAAGGUCGAGCUCGGCAAGACGGUGGGCGUGAGUGGGGAUACCAGUCGGGCUACCGUGGCGGAGGUGUCGGCUGCGUUGAUGGAGAGGGUCGGGGAGGCGAAGACGGGGUGGCUGGAUUUGCUCGAUGGGACGGAGGACCUGGAAGGGGCGGUCGAGAGGGUUGUGAGGGAAGGAGUGAAUGCUGCGGAGGGGGAUGAAGUGUUUGAGAACCUGAAGAAAUAGAUACGGUGCAGCGCCUGGAAGAAUGCGUGACGUGACCUCUUGCAAGGGGAAGAGGCGUAGGACGAGGGACCUGGAACACUGCGACAUUACAACCAUGACAUGGACUGCCAGUCAACACAAGAGAAACAUAUUUUUUAUUCUUAUCCAAAUGGGUAUCGUUAUGAGGAGGGAGGAGGAAGGGGGGGCUAUAAUCUACUGCGCC
Sodiomyces alkalinus F11 is the source of this 1261-nucleotide messenger RNA. Its product is annotated as NAD dependent epimerase/dehydratase. Bases 262 to 1059 code for a protein of 265 amino acids. Lineage: Eukaryota; Fungi; Ascomycota; Sordariomycetes; Glomerellales; Plectosphaerellaceae. The transcript is spliced from 2 exons. The record is from RefSeq and is a predicted model, not a curated record.